Penicillium samsonianum is the source of this 555-nucleotide messenger RNA. RefSeq names its product cupin domain-containing protein. NCBI's taxonomy places the organism in Eukaryota, Fungi, Ascomycota, Eurotiomycetes, Eurotiales, Aspergillaceae. The transcript has 3 exons. The record is from RefSeq and is a predicted model, not a curated record. The coding region runs from base 1 to 555 and encodes 184 amino acids.
AUGUCCGCUCCUAAGGGACCUAUUACCAAGUUCCCGGCCGAAGGCCUUCGCCAUGCGCGCAGGUUCAUUACAUCCCACAACAAGGAAGGCAAAGGUGUAUUUGCUGUUGAUGAUAAUGGGGACCACCACCGAAUCAUGGUGGAUGGGCUGGCGGUCGCAAACAUCAUUUACAGCACCUCUGGGAAUCCAGUGGACAUGAAUGAUGAUAAAGACCUGGUUUAUGCACGCGACAACGAGGUACGAUGUGUUGUUCGUUUGAUUGACUUUGGCCCAGGCGUGGAAUCACCCAUUCACCGUGCCUUGUCAAUUGAUUACGGCAUCGUGGUGGAAGGAGCUUUCGAGCUCACACUUGACAGUGGCGAGAAGAAGUUGAUGUUGCCUGGUGACAUGAGUGUGAACCGAGGCUGCAUGCAUAUGUGGAAGAACUUAGACGAAAACCGACCGGGACGCAUGUUAUUCGUCCUGCUCGAUGUGACUCCGACGAAGGUAAAUGGGGAAGAGAUUACUGAGCACUUGGGGAUUUUGGAAAAGGACUACGCGGAUGUGAAGCAGUGA